UCUCCUCUACGAAGGGAAGUACCAAAAGAAACAGAGAGAAGAGGAAAGGAGGAGGAGGAGGAGCAACAAUGGAUGGAGGAGGAGGAGUCAACCCUCUAUCGAGCAUCAACGACACUGAGUUGCAUGAUUUUCUCGUCGACCCGAAUUUCGAUCAGUUCAUCAAUCUCAUCAGCGGCGAUCAAUCCGUCGGCGACUCAGUUUCCGGAUUCGAUUUUGGUGCGAUGAACUCGUGUUUCAUCGAUCAGAAUCAGUUUGGUCCGACACCCGACGACGAGUUGUUCGACGAUUUGCCCGACUUUGAUUCCAACGUCGCCGAUUCACUCCCCAGCUUCGACGGCGAGAGCAUUAAAGCCGGCGAUGAUGAUUACAAUGACUGCGAAGAUUCUUCGUCGACGACGAUGAAUCUGGGCGUGGGUCGCAAGACGAAGACCGACCGGUCGAGGACUUUGAUCUCGGAGAGGCGUAGAAGGGGCCGGAUGAAGGAGAAGCUCUAUGCGUUGAGGUCUCUGGUUCCUAACAUCACUAAGAUGGACAAGGCCUCCAUUGUUGGAGACGCUGCGUUGUAUGUGCAAGAACUGCAAUCCCAAGCCAAGAAACUCAAAUCCGAGAUUGCUGGUCUCGAAGCUUCAUUGAACGCCUCGGAGAGAUACCAAGAAACCAUCCCGAAGGCUCGGAAGAGUCAUGGUGGUUGCGGCCAUACUCUCCCUGUCUGCAAGAAAAUCAUCCAGGUGGAUGUUAUUCAGGUGGGGGAAAAAGGGUUUUAUGUGAGAUUGGUAAGCAACAGAGGAAAAGGUGUUGCUCCAUCUCUGUAUAAAUCUCUGGAAUCUCUUGCAGGUUUUCAUGUUCAGAACUCCAAUCUCUCCUCUACCUCUGCGGACAGAUAUCUUCUAACAUUUACCUUAGAUGGGACAAGUUUUGAACAGAGCUUAAACUUGCCCAACCUGAAGCUGUGGAUAACGGGAUCACUUCUCAACCAAGGAUUUGAAUUUGUCACACCAUUGUCUUCUUGAGUUCUAACUUCAUAUUUUAUGAACGUUUUAAUAAAAUUUACUCUCUUUUUUACC
Tarenaya hassleriana is the source of this 1064-nucleotide messenger RNA. Its product is annotated as transcription factor FER-LIKE IRON DEFICIENCY-INDUCED TRANSCRIPTION FACTOR. Gene Ontology annotation, cellular component: nucleus. Lineage: Eukaryota; Viridiplantae; Streptophyta; Magnoliopsida; Brassicales; Cleomaceae. The transcript is spliced from 4 exons. Gene Ontology annotation, molecular function: DNA-binding transcription factor activity; sequence-specific DNA binding; protein dimerization activity. The record is from RefSeq and is a predicted model, not a curated record. Bases 69 to 1010 code for a protein of 313 amino acids. Gene Ontology annotation, biological process: regulation of DNA-templated transcription.